Molecule: messenger RNA, 2685 nt
Organism: Achroia grisella
Lineage: Eukaryota; Metazoa; Arthropoda; Insecta; Lepidoptera; Pyralidae
Gene: vri
Product: nuclear factor interleukin-3-regulated protein
Exons: 2
Coding region: 309-1409 (366 amino acids)
Biological process (GO): regulation of DNA-templated transcription; circadian rhythm
Cellular component (GO): nucleus
Molecular function (GO): DNA-binding transcription factor activity; DNA binding
Source: RefSeq, a predicted model, not a curated record
ACCUCGUUGUGAACAGUCGUGUCCAACUAGUAAGAGUACUACGCACCACCUUUGGAUAUUUCGUCAUAACAAUAUUGUGUUUGUGGAAAAUAUUCAUUAAGGACGUGAAAAGUGGGAGUGAAACAUUUUAUUUAUUAUAACAAUAUUAUUGUGAACUUGGAAGCAGACGAUUUUGUGUAUUGCUGUUUUAUGUGGAUUAUGACAUUGUACCCCCCUUUUGGAUAAUUCCCGAAAAGGAGUACAUUAACACCGCAAAUAUUUUUAACUACAGUGAAGAUUCGUGCGGACCCAGUGUCGUCCGCCGAAACAUGGUUGCCGAAUUCAUCCUAAGCCAGCAACAGUUGCUGGGCGGCGCUGGAGGCGCUGCCCUGGGCCCGGCGCCCGCACCGCCCCGAGGCCCGCCACCACCCCGCGCGCGCCUCUCCGUGUCUCCGCAUUUUCCCCUCGAACCUCCUUCACCUAACAAUGGCCCUCCUGGGGACCACCCGGACUACCCUGGAAACUAUGAUUUCAACAAGCGCAAAGAAUUCUUCGGACAACGCAAACAGAGGGAGUUCAUUCCUGAUAACAAAAAAGACGAUGGUUAUUGGGACCGCAGGCGACGAAACAACGAAGCCGCCAAACGGUCCCGUGAAAAGCGCCGCUUCAACGACAUGGUGUUGGAACAGCGUGUUGUUGAACUCUCGAAGGAAAAUCAUGUCCUUAAAGCUCAACUGGAUGCCAUCAAGGAAAAAUACGGAAUCUGCGGAGAAACACUUAUCAGUAUCGACCAAGUACUAGCCACUUUGCCAACCUGUGAUCAAGUACUCUGUGUCACAAAGAGGAGUAAACUAACAAGUAAUACUCUAUUCCCUGCACCUCCACCGCCACCACCGCCACCGGCGUCUCCUCCGUCACCGGCGCCACAACGUGCACCUGAACCAUACCCAGAAAGGCUGCCAGCACCUGAAGCGUACUACCCACAUCCAGCACACUAUGAACCACCCGGUUCAGUACUCAACCUCUCUCGAUCUCGCCGUGCCCCCUCUCCCUAUGAACUGUCAUCUCUCUCAGGUUCCGGGGAUGAAACGACUGAACAAUACGCACCAGAGAAUAACUGCUUGCCGCUGAAACUGCGCCACAAGUCUCACUUAGGUGACAAGGAUGUCGCCAGCGCUCUAUUGUCACUCCAACACAUCAAACAGGAGCCGGGUCCUCGGUCGUCCCCGUCUUGGGACGGCGAGGGUUCAAGUGACGAGAGAGACUCUGGGAUAUCGCUCGGUGCUGAGUACAGGCCGCAGCGACCUGAGGAUAGGCUUGUGGAGGAAGACGACGCACAUUUAAAGGCUGAGCUCGCGCGGCUCGCGACCGAAGUGGCGACGUUAAAGAACAUGAUGCAUCAGAACAAAGCUCGCGGGCACGAGCACUGAGCGCGGUCGCGGGCACCUGGAGACCAGCCCCACUGCGCCUGGACCGCGCAGCCGCUCUGCCCGCGCCGUAGCCUCGUCGCAGCCUCGCCGCAGUCUCGCCGCACUCUCGUCGCAGCACGGCUGCAGCGUCCCCGCCCGUUUCGAUGACGUGUCGAUCUUGUUCGUACAAACUGUCUCCUACCCCCUUCCCCAAGUAGAAGUUACCACGUUGUAAAGAAAUGAGAAUAUAUUUGUAUCAUAUUGUGCAGCUGUAAGCGGCUAAGCCGUAUCGCCUAAUUGUAAUCCUUCCUAGUAGCUUUAUGUCGUGGUCGAUGUGUCGUGUAGGGAAAGAGAUCAGUCGUCGUAGGCGACGCGAAGUUUUAAAUGAAUUGAGACUCAUAUCGUUCGGAUUUAAGACUUUUCGAGCAGAUAAAACUUGUCUACUCAGUGAUAGAUAUAAAAAAUGCAUUUUUAGUGGUGAACUAUGUAUGUACCUAUAUGUAUAAUAAUUAUAUAAGUGUAGUAGAUCUGUUUCAUCUAUUCGAAGACUCGUUAGUGAACUCGAUGGCUAAAGACCUAUAUCGUUUAAGUAGAUGUAAGAUUGAUCUAAGUAAAUUUAAGUCCAACAUAGAUUAUUUAUAAACGUUUAUGUAUAGUAUUUCUCAAUCAGAUUGCCCUGUAAGUUCCAAACCAAAAAAAAUACGGAUAGGUCCUCAUGGAAUCGCUAUUAAUUUUAGAUAGAUUAUGUAACCUAACAAGAUCUUUCCUAAUGUUAAACCAGAUUGUAUUGAAUAAUCCGAUAGGAAUACCAGUGCCUUUGACAAUACAUACCUAUCUAUAAAUAGUUGCCCAAAGGCAUAUUUUUGUACAUUUAUUAAAUAAAACGGCGAUUUCAAUUCUAUAUUAAAAACAUUUUAUAAAGUUGGCCUCUACUAUGUGUUUGCGGAGAAUUAUGUGAACGAGUUUGAAAAGGCUUCUAGUAGAAGAGAUAUAUGCAAAGCGUUGCUCUUUUAAGAAGUUUAUCAUUAACUGUAUACUAGUCUAGUUCUCGUCUUUUCCAAAACACUUAGUUGUGGUCUUGAAUGUAAACAAAUUAUAAUCAAUCCUAAAGUUUAAUGGAAGUAUUCAAUGUGUAAGUUAUACUCCUAGUAUUGCCCAAAGGGCAUGUGAUAGGACUGAUGGAGUUAAAACUAUAAGUAUUUAUUUAUUGUUCGGACCGUGAAUGAGGAUUUUACAAUUUAUUAUCUUUGUAUAAGAAACACUAUACGAUAUAAAUAAAUUGUGUACAUUACAAUUA